Echinops telfairi (small Madagascar hedgehog) is the source of this 1860-nucleotide messenger RNA. Its product is annotated as transcription factor E4F1. The record is from RefSeq and is a predicted model, not a curated record. The transcript is spliced from 10 exons. Gene Ontology annotation, molecular function: RNA polymerase II transcription regulatory region sequence-specific DNA binding; DNA-binding transcription factor activity, RNA polymerase II-specific. The annotation marks the transcript as partial. NCBI's taxonomy places the organism in Eukaryota, Metazoa, Chordata, Mammalia, Afrosoricida, Tenrecidae. Gene Ontology annotation, biological process: regulation of transcription by RNA polymerase II. Gene Ontology annotation, cellular component: nucleus.
CCCGUCCCCCGACAGGGCAGCAUCCUCAAGGCCCACAUGGUCACACACAGCAGCCGCAAGGACCAUGAGUGCAAGCUGUGCGGGGCCUCUUUCCGGACCAAGGGCUCUCUGAUCCGCCACCACCGGCGCCACACAGAUGAGCGCCCUUAUAAGUGCAUCAAGUGUGGGAAAAGCUUCCGGGAGUCAGGCGCACUGACCCGCCACCUCAAGUCCCUGACCCCGUGCACGGAGAAGAUCCGUUUUGGAGUCAGCAAGGACACAGCUGCCUGCAAGGAGGCGGGGCCUGCAGGGUCAGGGCCUGCCAGCCUGGGGAUGGUCACAUCACCCUCGGGGACAGAGGAGCCCAUAGAGACGUCCCCUGUGAUCCACUUGGUGACAGAUGCCAAGGGCACUGUCAUCCACGAAGUCCACGUGCAGAUGCAGGAGCUGGCCCUGGGCAUGAAGGCCCUGGGCCCAGAGCAGCCCCCAGGCCCUGAGGAGCUGGCCUGUUCCGCCAGCGAGGGAGGCCGGGAGAACUUGCUGCACCAGGCCAUGCAGAACUCCGGCCUGGUCCUGGACCGGGUCUCAGGGGAGGAGGGGGCUGCCCUGGAGCCGGCCGUGCCCACUGAGCCUGGCCCCCAGGCCCUGGGCGAAGGGUCCCCAGAGCUGCCCUUGUUGACCUUGGAGCAGGUAGAAACAGUGGCUAGCGCAGCUGCAGGUGUGCCCAGGACCCACCCGUGCCCUCAGUGCAGCGAGACCUUCCCCACAGCUGCCACGCUGGAGGCCCACAAGAGGGGCCAUGCAGGACCGCGGCCAUUCGCAUGCGCACAGUGCGGCAAGACCUUCCCCAAGGCCUACCUGCUCCGGAAGCACCAGGAGGUGCACGUACACGAGCGGCGCUACCGCUGUGGGGACUGCGGGAAGCUCUACAAGACCAUCGCCCACGUGCGCGGCCACCGGCGUGUACACUCGGAUGAGCGGCCCUACCCCUGCCCCGAGUGCGGCAAGCGGUAUAAGACCAAGAACGCCCAACAAGUGCACUUCCGGACGCACCUGGAGGAGAAGCCACACGUGUGCCAGUACUGCAGCCGGGGCUUCCGAGAGAAGGGCUCGCUGGUGCGGCACGUGCGGCACCACACGGGCGAGAAACCCUUCAAGUGCUACCGCUGUGGCCGUGGCUUCGCCGAGCAUGGCACGCUGAACAGGCACCUGCGCACCAAAGGGGGCUGCCUGCUGGAGGUGGAGGAGAUGCUGGUGCCGGAGGAGAGCCCUGCAGCUUCUGCCACCGUCCUGGCCGAGGACCCACACACUGUCCUAGUGGAGUUCUCAUCCAUGGUGGCGGACACCCAGGAGUACAUCAUUGAGGCUACUGCUGAUGACGCAGAGACCAGCGAGGCCACAGAGAUCAUCGAGGGCACCCAGACAGAGGUGGACAGCCACAUCAUGAAGGUGGUGCGACAGAUUGUGCGCCAGGCCGGCGCUGGCCACCAGAUCAUUGUGCAGAACAUGACUGUGGACCAGCAGACUGGAACGGGUGCAGAGCCUGCCGCCGACACCAUCACCAUCGCCACUCCCGAGAGCCUGACCGAGCAGGUGGCCAUGACGCUGGCCUCGGCCAUCAGCGAGGGCACUGUGCUCACGGCCCGUGCCGGCACCACUGGCACCGAGCAGGCCACAGUGACCAUGGUGUCAUCAGAGGACAUUGAGAUCCUGGGGCAUGCAGGCGAGCUGGUCAUCGCAUCACCGGAAGGCCAGAUUGAGGUCCAGACAGUCAUCGUGUAGACGCAGCCCAGCAGCGGUGGCAGCAGGCCGGGGAGGUUGGCGUAGAGUGUAAAUACUGAGGUUUUUGUUGAUUUACAAUAAUAAAACAUGAAAAACCUA